AAGCAAACGGAAGUCAUGCACUUCCCGUUAAACAGUGUUGUUGUCGCUGUUGACUUCAGUGGUAUAUUUAAGCCCGACUGCAAGCCUGUCCCGACAAACACCACAGCGCUCCGUGACUGCGUGACUUGGACGUUCCCGACGCUGCCAGAAGAGGGAUUCUCUGUUCUCAUCAUGAAGGCACUGCUCAUCGUGUUCCUCUGUCUCAUCCUCUGCUCCCAUGCCAUGGAGAUUUCGAGGGCUAAGCGCAGAGCAUGUGCUCCUGUACUUUGUUACCGGGACCCUUGUAUGGGCGUGAUCUGCCCAGAGGGACAACGUUGUAGAGCUGGUUGCUACUGUAAUGCUGAAUGUGGGGGUGGCGGCUUUGGACCGGACCUAUUUCGUCGUGUAUUCUUCUAACCUGCCAAGUCAACUAAUCCCCUGGCAACUCGACUGAAGGAGGACCUACUAGUUAAGACAUAAGAAAUCUAUAGCAGAAUCGAAAUGCUUCUACCAGUUGAGGCCAUGUUGUGAGACAGGUAAAUUGAAUAGGGAAGAUUCAAAUUAGGUCAUCCAUUGUACAUCUUCCACUUUGUUUUAUGUGAAUAUAAAAUAAAUCACUUGUGGAGAGCAAGUAAUGUGAAGGAAAUGUCUUUAUUUUAUUCUGUUGUUUGACAAAUUGACUUUGAGUUGAAUAAAAACUGCUACAUACAUGGUUA
Branchiostoma floridae (Florida lancelet) is the source of this 695-nucleotide messenger RNA. RefSeq lists its product as uncharacterized. Bases 16 to 396 code for a protein of 126 amino acids. The record is from RefSeq and is a predicted model, not a curated record. Lineage: Eukaryota; Metazoa; Chordata; Leptocardii; Amphioxiformes; Branchiostomatidae. The transcript has 5 exons.